AUGUCACCAAACUCAGCCGGCGUAGAAUUCGCCCGUUCCAGACACUCGACGAGAACACGAUCUCACUCCUCGAUGCCGAUGCAGUAUCUACCUACGCUGCUGCCAUCACACCCACUUGUCUCCAGACACUAUCAAUUUGAUGCUCUAAAUCCAACCUACCCGGGCAUGUGUGGAUACAAUAUAGAAUUGCAGUGCGGUGUCUACAAGCCAACCAACAUGAUCUCUAAUUAUUUCCUAAGAUGCAACGGGGACUAUCUGAAUACGACCGGUAUCUACAACUGCGGCACCCCCGACGUGGCCGCCAAUGGCAACAACGUCGCCAUCGACCUCUGGGGGAGGCUGGGCACCCAGGGCGGCACGAGCGUAUCCGCGCCCAUCUUCGCGGCGCUGGUCAAGCGCGUCAGUGAGCAGAUGCUCACGGCCAGCAAUACCUCGGUUGGGGUCUAG
Molecule: messenger RNA, 447 nt
Organism: Truncatella angustata
Lineage: Eukaryota; Fungi; Ascomycota; Sordariomycetes; Amphisphaeriales; Sporocadaceae
Exons: 2
Coding region: 1-447 (148 amino acids)
Biological process (GO): proteolysis
Molecular function (GO): serine-type endopeptidase activity; tripeptidyl-peptidase activity
Source: RefSeq, a predicted model, not a curated record